AUGGGCAAGAAUCGUCACAGCAAGGACCGGCUGUUCAUCACGCAGACCGAGCACAAGUAUCUCUACGGCGGCAAGAAACAAGAGAUUCGCCGUGCCUACAAGCGUCUGCCAUUUAACUGCUGCGCCAUCACCCUUUGCCCCUUCACGAACCCGGUGUGCACACGCGAGGGCCACUUGUUCGAUCUCGAGGCAGUCGUGCCAUACGUCAAGGAACACCAGAUCAACCCAGUGACGGGCAAGCCGCUGGCACUUAAAGAUCUCAUCCAGUUACACUUCAGCAAGAACUCACAAGGAGAGUAUUUCUGCCCCGUAACCUACAAGGUCUUCACUGAUAACACCAAGAUCGCCGCUAUCGCUACUACGGGCAAUGUUUUCUGCUAUGAGGCAGUCGAAGAACUGAACAUCAAACCAAAGAAUUGGACGGACCUCAUUUCCGGCGCAAAGUUUAAGCGCAAAGAUAUCGUCAUUCUCCAGGAUCCGCAAGACUUUUCCAACCGUGAAAUCGAAAACUUCGAGCAUCUACGGCGUGCGAAAGCGAGCGAAAACAAUACUUCAACAACAACCGCAACUCGGAAUAUUCGCACGAAUGCCGCGACAGACCGCAUUCUCCAAGAGCUGGAAGCUAAGCGAGCGGCACAGAAGGAGCUAGCUGACAAGAUCAAACGUGGAGCUGAUGGCGUGAGUGAGAAAGACAAGAUUGUGGCUUCACUAACCCACAGUAACGUGUCCAAGGAGGAAGAAACAGCAGCAAACAAUGCGGCGGGCUCACGGAAGCUGCAGUAUUCGCAGUUCACUGCUGGUGAUUGUUCAAGUUCAUUUACGUCCAGCGUGAGAGCUCCUGUAACAAUAAAUGCGAAGGCGUUAGCCUCUGAUCAGGAGCUGCUCGAACGAAGAUGGCAGGCUGUUCGGAAGCUGAAGAAGAAAGGCCUCGUCCGCCUGGAGACAACUCUCGGCGACAUCAACCUGGAGGUUGAUUGUGAUUUCGUUCCACAAACAGCAGACAACUUUAUGAGCCUGUGUCAGAAGAAAUACUACGACGGCGUCCUAUUCCACAGGGUCAUAAAGGGUUUUAUGAUGCAAGGAGGAGAUCCGACGGGCACAGGCCGAGGUGGCGAAUCCAUUUGGAAGAAGCCGUUCCGUGAUGAAAUCGACAGUCGAUUGUCCCACGACUCGAGAGGUGUGCUGAGUAUGGCGAAUUCCGGACCUGGAACGAACAACUCGCAAUUUUUCAUUACUUUCAAAGCAUGUCCGCAUCUGGACAAGAAGCACGCGGUAUUUGGACGGGUUGUGGGGGGGAUGGGUGUGCUGGAUGUCAUUGAGCACGUGGGGACUGGGGCUGAGGACCGCCCUAUCGAGGAUGUGCGCAUCAAGAAUGUCCAGGUAUUCAUUAACCCGUUCCAGGAGUACGAGGAAGCACUAGCGCAAGGCUUGGAUGCCGUGCAGGUUGCCAAAGAAAAGGCGAUUCGUGAGGCAAAGCCUCAGGUGCAAGGAACUGUCCUAAAAGUUGGCGGCAAAUGGGUUGCCUAUGACGAUCUUGGGGAAGUAGAUGUGGCAAGCAUUCCCACAAGCGAAACCACCAAAGACGAGAACGUUGGGAAGUAUUUGAAGACCAAGUCGGACACCUCGAAGAAGCGAUCGCUAGAACCAGCAAUGCCUGUUGCCAUUGAAAGCAAAAAGAAAAGCAAGAAGCAGUCGUCCAGUGGGUUCGGCAAUUUUUCUCAGUGGUGA
This is a messenger RNA of Phytophthora nicotianae INRA-310, 1728 nucleotides long. RefSeq lists its product as hypothetical. Gene Ontology annotation, cellular component: catalytic step 2 spliceosome. Gene Ontology annotation, molecular function: ubiquitin-ubiquitin ligase activity; peptidyl-prolyl cis-trans isomerase activity. Lineage: Eukaryota; Oomycota; Peronosporomycetes; Peronosporales; Peronosporaceae. The record is from RefSeq and is a predicted model, not a curated record. The transcript is spliced from 8 exons. Gene Ontology annotation, biological process: protein peptidyl-prolyl isomerization; protein polyubiquitination; protein folding. The coding region runs from base 1 to 1728 and encodes 575 amino acids.